AUGGCGGCCGCCGCCACACUGGCGACGUGCAUCAAUUUGACUUCCAAUUUCCAGAGCGGCACUUUGACACUGACGCUAAUGGUUGCGUCUGCAGCCAUUGGAGGAACUCUUCAAUAUGGAUACAACCUGGCCAUCAUGAAUGCACCCACGACUUUCAUACAGACAUUCAUUAACGAGACCUUCGUGGAGCGCUGGGCUAUCCAGCUGGAAAGCUAUCAGGUGACUCUGGUGUGGACCAUCAUCGUGUCCAUCUUCUCGUUAGGCGGCCUUGGAGGGGCACUUAUAGCAGGGCCCAUGUCCAUUCGCUUUGGUAGGAAAAAAUGCCUGCUGCUUAACAAUAUUUUCCUGCUAAGCGGUGCCCUCUUGGCUUUGACAAGUAGAGCCGCAGGGUCUGUUGAGAUGAUCAUUCUGUCACGUGUCCUUGUUGGAAUUAAUUCAGGAAUCAGCAUGAACGUGCAACCUAUGUAUUUUGGAGAAAGCGCACCAAAGCAUCUCAGGGGAGCUGCGUCCUUGUCCUCUGCUGUUUUUACAGCCUUUGGAGUUGUGUUAGGACAAGUGGUGGGACUAAGAGAGAUUUUGGGCAGUGAGUGGUGUUGGCAGUAUCUUCUUGCCAGUAAUGCAAUUCCUGGCUUGAUUCAGCUCCUUACCCUGCCUUGGUUCCCAGAGAGCCCCAGAUACUUACUCAUUGACAGGGGGGACAAGGAGGCCUGCAUCAAUGCUCUAAGGCGCCUGCGGGGCUGUGAGGUCCAGAGCAGCGAGCUGGCUGAGAUCUUGCAAGAACAAGCCGAAACCAAAGGCAUGAGGGCCAGCCAGCCUUGGGAGCUUUUCCAGGACCGCUCCGUGCGCUGGCAGCUCAUCACCAUCGUGGUCAUCAGCAGCGCCAUGCAGCUGUGUGGCAACGACUCGAUCUACUUCUAUGCAGCUUAUGUUUUUAAAGAGGCUGGGAUAUCGAACGAUCAAAUCCAGUAUGUCACAAUCGGCACUGGCACUUGCGAAUUCACAGCCUGCAUUAUAUGUAACCUGCUGAUCGAGCGCAAAGGUCGGAGGUUCCUGCUGAUGGGAGGCUUCAUCUUCAUGACCAUCUGGGCUAUUGUCUUCACUAUUGCGUUGUCUUUUGAGCACUUAGUAUCUUGGAUGCCUUACCUGAGCAUGGGCUGUAUCUUCACCUACAUUCUCAGCUUUGGAAUGGGACCAGCUGGUGUAACUGGAAUCCUGCCCACCGAGAUUUUCAAUCAAACUGCUCGGCCGGCAGCCUACAUGAUCGCUGGCUCCAUGAUGUGGUUGAACCUCUUCAUCGUGGGGAUGAUCUUUCCAUUUCUAGUGAAUGAGAUGCGCCAGUAUUGUUUUGUGCCUUUUGGAACAGUGUGUCUGCUCUCUGCACUGUAUGUCGGCCUGGUCCUGCCAGAGACCAAGGGCAAAUCAUUAUCAGCCAUCACUGGUGAAUUCCACAAGCUGAACUUCAAAAACAAGCAAAUGACGUACAGCCCUCGGAGUCAGUAUCAGCUAGGUGAAGUGUGUACGUCCACGUCCUUGUAG
Molecule: messenger RNA, 1536 nt
Organism: Nerophis lumbriciformis (worm pipefish)
Lineage: Eukaryota; Metazoa; Chordata; Actinopteri; Syngnathiformes; Syngnathidae
Source: RefSeq, a predicted model, not a curated record